AUGGUGCACUUCAGGACCUCCCGAAAGAAGUUGCCAUUAUCUAUCUAUCUAUCUAUCUAUCUAUCUAUCUAUAGCAGACUGUUCAUAUCUUUCUAUGUUCAUAUCUAUCUAUCUAUCUAUCUAUCUAUCUAUAGCAGACUGUUCAUAUAUUUCUAUGUUCAUAUCUAUCUAUCUAUCUAUCUAUCUAUCUAUCUAUCGCAGACUGUUCAUAUCUUUCUAUGUUCAUAUCUAUCUAUCUAUCUAUCUAUCUAUCUAUCUAUCUAUCGCAGACUCAGACUGUUCAUAUCUUUCUAUGUUCAUAUCUAUCUAUCUAUCUAUCUAUCUAUCUCAGACUGUUCAUAUCUUUCUAUCUAUCUAUCUAUCUAUCUAUCUAUCUAUCUAUCUAUAGCAGACUGUUCAUAUCUUUCUAUGUUCAUAUCUAUCUAUCUAUCUAUCUAUCUAUCUAUCUAUCUAUCUAUCUAUCUAUCUAUCUAUAGCAGACUGUUCAUAUCUUUUUAUGUUCAUAUCUAUCUAUCUAUCUAUCUAUCUAUCUAUCUAUCUAUCUAUCUAUCUAUUUAUCGCAGACUGUUCAUAUCUUUCUAUGUUCAUAUCUAUCUAUCUAUCUAUCUAUCUAUCUAUCUAUCUAUCUAUCUAUCUAUCUCUCUGACUUUUCCAGACACACCACCUUUGGGGCCAAUAUAUUAUUCCCACAUCCCCUCUGUCUAA
Molecule: messenger RNA, 705 nt
Organism: Acanthosepion pharaonis
Lineage: Eukaryota; Metazoa; Mollusca; Cephalopoda; Sepiida; Sepiidae
Source: the annotation of a GenBank genome assembly